Messenger RNA from Phialemonium atrogriseum, 1383 nucleotides. RefSeq lists its product as uncharacterized. The record is from RefSeq and is a predicted model, not a curated record. The transcript has 2 exons. The coding region runs from base 1 to 1383 and encodes 460 amino acids. NCBI's taxonomy places the organism in Eukaryota, Fungi, Ascomycota, Sordariomycetes, Cephalothecales, Cephalothecaceae.
AUGGCUUCUUCCCAAUCCCAGGGCCACCGCGGCGAUGAUUGCGGCAGUCCUGCACGGCAGCACCAGAACGGAGCAUCUGAGAUCACCGCAUCCCAGCGCCGGAAUGAUGCAUCCCAGCCGUCUUCCUCGUCCUUGUCCUCGAUCGGAGACGAGGUCGUCACGACCGGCUUACGUGUCGGAAACAACCCCUACCCACCAAGGCGAAGGCGGCUACAACAAAUGCAACGGAUCCCGGCUUCCAGGAUUGCCAACCAGGUUGCCCCCCAAGCCGGCACGAGCAGCCAGGAUGAGUACGAUGAGACGGAAAGCGAGGAAGACCGCGUUAUGACGAGCUCGAACGAGCACAUCCAGCCAGCCGCAAGUCUCCAACGCCAACAAACCGCAUUUCGACCAAGUGCCGAUCUGGAUAGCGAUGUGGAUGAUGAAGACGACGACGACGAUGAUGAGAAUGCGACAGCUCUCGGCCGCCCGUCGAACUCGCCAAAUUUCCAGCCGCAACCGAAUGCCUUCUCACAUCCCCCCUCCCACCAUGGGUACCGCCAUGCAGCGAGCUCGUCCACCCGACAGCAUCCGCCCUUCUCUCACCCAUCCAUGUCUCAGCGCUCCCAGCCCCGCGCUCACCGCAACUUCAUGUCACCAUCCUACCAAGCCGACAACGACGCCGCUCUCCGCGCGUCGCUCACAACCCUCCUAUCCUGCGCCGCUGCCGCGCGAGGUCUCCCUAAGCGGGACUCGGAGCUCGCCGGGCCAUCGGGAACCGGCGGUAUCGGGGCCGGCGUCAUGCCCAGCUCCCAGCCGAUGGGCCUCCACUUCGUCCCGGAAUCCGAACUCAUGGCAGAGGGCCCACCCGCCGCCGCCUCGCCGAUCCCCCCACACCUCCGCCAGCCGCCGCGCACAACGGGAUCCAACAGCAGCAGCAGCGGCGCCCCCAGCGCGCGAUCAUCCAACUCCUCAAAGGACAGGGGCGCAGGCGCAGGCGCCGCGGCCGCCGGCGAGAAGAGCAAACGCCCGUCCACGCCGCAGACCCGGCCCGCCCGCGCCGCCAAGAAGAAGCGCACCGGAGCGGACGGGGGCGGCGGCGGCGGCGGCGACGCCAUGACGGCGACGACGUUUAUCAGCCCGACGGUGCUGACCUGGGUCGUCAGUGCCGGGGUCCUCGUGCUCGUCUCGGUCGUCGGCUUCGGCGCCGGCUACGUCAUCGGGCGCGAGGUGGGCCGCCAGGAGGGCGGGGCCGCAGCGUUCGGCGGUGCGGGUGGUGGUGGUGGCUCCGCGAACCUGUCGUCGUCGUCGUGCGGGAGGGAGCUGGCCAAGUCGUCGUCCUCCGGCGGCGGGACGCUUAGGCGGUUCAGGUGGGGUGCCGUGGCUAAGAGCGUGACGACCUAG